Molecule: messenger RNA, 1713 nt
Organism: Nerophis lumbriciformis (worm pipefish)
Lineage: Eukaryota; Metazoa; Chordata; Actinopteri; Syngnathiformes; Syngnathidae
Source: RefSeq, a predicted model, not a curated record
AUGGAAAAUUCUCAAGCCAAGAAUACAUGUUGUGGAUCCCUAAAAAAUUUCUUCACGUCAUCAAAAUUGCUCAUCUAUAUGGGACAUGCAUUGUCAACGUGGGGUGACCGAAUGUGGAAUUUUGCCGUGGCCGUGUUCCUAGUGGAGCUGUAUGGGGACAGCUUGCUGCUGACGGCUGUGUACGGUUUGGUAGUGGCUGGGUCCGUGCUGCUGCUAGGUGCCAUCAUUGGCGACUGGGUGGACAGGAACCCCAGACUCAAAGUGGCCCAGACAUCUUUGGUUGUCCAGAACAGUUGCGUCAUGAUAUGCGGAGUUCUCCUCAUGGUGGUUUUCCAGUUUAAAACGCAGCUCAUGGAGUUAUACAAUGGAUGGCUGCUGACCACCUGCUACAUUCUGGUGAUCAGCAUUGCCAACCUCGCCAACCUUGCCAGUACUGCAAUGUCCAUCACCAUCCAAAGGGACUGGGUGGUGGUUGUGGCAGGUCAGGACAGCAGCAAGUUGGCAGAUAUGAAUGCCACAGUGCGGAUUAUUGAUCAAUUGACCAACAUCCUGGCUCCCAUGCUGGUGGGCCAGAUCAUGGCCUUCGGCUCUCACUUUAUCGGCUGUGGCUUCAUCUCGGGUUGGAACCUGUUGUCCAUGUUCCUGGAAUACAUGCUGCUGUUGAAAGUCUACCAGAAGACACCAGCGUUGGCCGUCAAGUCGGGUCAGAAGGAGCAGAACGAAGAGGAGCUCAAACAACUGAGCCCUGAUGGAGAAUCCAAGACAACCCAAAGUCCUGAGGAAUCCUCUCAACCCAUGAUAGAAGCAACAUCACCAACACUCAAGGUUAUGGCUAAGGUCCCCAAAAAGCAAAGUGGCUGCUACAAAGUGACCGAACCGCUGCGCACCCUGCAAGCUGGCUGGAAGGCAUACUACAACCAGAGCAUCUUCUUCGCCGGCAUGUCCCUGGCCUUUCUGUACAUGACCGUACUGGGUUUUGACUGUAUCACAACGGGCUACGCCUACACCCAAGGCCUCAACGGCUCAGUCCUCAGCCUCCUGAUGGGUGCUUCGGCUGUGUCGGGCAUCUGCGGCACGGUCGCCUUCACGUGGGUCCGAAAAAAGUGCGGCCUAAUCCGGACUGGUUUCAUCUCCGGGGUGGCGCAGCUCUCUUCUCUUAUGCUGUGCGUCUUCUCCGUCUUCGCUCCCGGGAGCCCCUUCGAUCUCAGCGUUUCGCCCUUUCAGGAGGUUUACUCCCAAGUCAUCGGGGAGAAGACGCUACCCAUUGUUGACAGCCUUGAGAGCAUCCUAACCAGCGGGAACAUAACCGCCACCAGUGCGCCGACUGAAGAGAUACUGAGCCGGAACUACAUGUCUGUCAGUUUGCUCUUUGCAGGCGUCAUUGCUGCAAGGGUCGGUCUGUGGUCUUUUGACCUGACGGUGACUCAGCUGAUCCAAGAAAAUGUGAUCGAGUCAGAGCGAGGCGUGAUCAACGGUGUCCAGAACUCCAUGAAUUACCUCUUGGACCUGCUGCACUUCAUCAUGGUGAUCCUGGCGCCCAACCCUGAGGCUUUCGGCUUGCUGGUCAUCAUCUCAGUGUCGUUUGUGGCGACGGGCCAUAUUAUGUAUUUCUACUUCGCCUUCAAGAGUCUCGGUCAUCGUCUGUUCCUCUGCUGCUCACCUGAGCAGAAAGUCCGUACAAAUGACUGUCCCUCACCUGCCAACGUCAUUUAA